AUGGCCGAUGCAGAAACCUACCUGCGGCAGCCGUGUCACAUGGUGCACGGUGUCCCCAUAGUCAAUGCCUUCGCCCAUGGCUGGGAGCGGAUUGACACCUUCCAGAGCCGCCCUGAGGACAUCGUGGUCGUCACCUUCCCCAAAUCUGGCACCACCUGGGUCUGUGAGAUUGUGGACAUGAUCCUGCAAGGCGGUGACCCUGACAAGUGCAAGCGGGAUGCUAUCACCAAGAGAGUGCCCAUGCUGGAGUUCGCUGCACCUGGGGAGAUGCCGGCAGGGACAGACUUGCUGGCCACCAUGCCCUCUCCCCGUGUGGUGAAGACUCACCUGCCUGCACACAUCCUGCCCAAAUCCUUCUGGGAAAACCGCUGCAAGAUGAUCUACGUGGGGCGCAAUGCCAAGGAUGUGGCUGUCUCCUUCUACCACUUUGACCUGAUGAACAAGUUCCAGCAGCACCCUGGAACAUGGGCUGAGUACCUGGAGAAGUUCAUGGCUGGCAGAGUGGCAUAUGGCUCCUGGUAUGACCAUGUCAAGGACUACUGGGAGCGGAGGAAGGAUCAUCCUAUCCUUUACCUCUUCUAUGAGGACUUGAAGGAGGACCUCCGCCGGGAGGUUGCCAAGGUGGCCCAGUUCCUGGGGCAGCACCUGCCAGAGGCAGUGCUGGAUGCCAUCACGCGGCACACCUCCUUCGAGGCCAUGCGGGACAACCCCACCACCAACUACACCAUGGUGCCCUCCCACAUCAUGGACCAGCGUGUCUCCCCCUUCAUGCGCAAAGGCACCACUGGAGACUGGAAGAACCACUUCACAGUGGCCCAGAGCGAGCGCUUCGACCAGGACUACGCACAGAAGAUGUCAGGCACCGACCUGCGCUUCCGCACCCAGAUCUGAGUCUGUGGUGUGGCGUGUCCCCCCAGCACACCCCCACCAGUCCCCUCCAGCCCCAGCACUGUCACAGCUUUCCUGUAUCUCACUGGUCU
Molecule: messenger RNA, 980 nt
Organism: Dryobates pubescens (Downy woodpecker)
Lineage: Eukaryota; Metazoa; Chordata; Aves; Piciformes; Picidae
Product: sulfotransferase 1B1
Exons: 7
Coding region: 1-891 (296 amino acids)
Biological process (GO): sulfation
Cellular component (GO): cytoplasm
Molecular function (GO): sulfotransferase activity
Source: RefSeq, a predicted model, not a curated record